Molecule: messenger RNA, 5691 nt
Organism: Periconia digitata
Lineage: Eukaryota; Fungi; Ascomycota; Dothideomycetes; Pleosporales; Periconiaceae
Source: the annotation of a GenBank genome assembly
CCAGUCCAUUACACAGAACCAUGUCAGCCGGUAGGCAAAGCUCCGCCGGCAAAUUCUUUGGCAGGCGGCACAAGGACAAGGACAAGGUCGCCAGCAAUGAAGGCAAUUCCUACAACCAGAGCCCCCCAGGCAGCUCGCAAGGCUCGCAACCAUCGCGCCACCAUCGGCAUAGUAGCUCUGUUGUUUCGGUAGACCGCCCCGUGUCUAUGGCCAUUGAGCCCGGACUGGCCAUGCAAGCUGGCGUUUACUCUUCCAUUCCCUUUGAACAAACCCCCGACGGACGCCCUCCCCCAUCAGGCGCUGCCGUUGCAAACCACAGCAUUCGCGGCGGAGACGCCCUGCAGCCCCAUCACCUCAAUCGCUCCGGUGCAGACUUCCACCAAUAUCCCAUUUUCGACGCCUCCAAAAUGCCCCAGGUCACCUACCAGCAAGCGCAAGCCGCGCCUCCGCGGCCCCCUCAGCACCAGCAGCAACCGCUGCGCAGCGAUGCAAUGGCCUCGAGCCAGCCUGGCGACCGUGGUGUGUCCAUUCAGCAGUGGGGUUCGGUGGGAAGGUCCAGCAAUGGCUACCCCUCCUACGCCGGCACCGAUUCGUCAAAUAACACCCGCACUUCCUCCGACCAAGCGAGUGUUUACUCCAACGACUCCAAAACACGCGGUUCCAACGUAUACAUGGCCCAAAACCCGUCGCAAUCCACCUUUUCCUCCAUCGGCCUCGAUGCAGGCAGCCUCCUCCCUACCGCCGUAUCUACCCCUCGCGAUUCCUACCGCCAUGUGCUCCACCACAGCAACCAGCAGCAGCCCUCGGCCUUUUCCUCCACCGCCUCGUUUCAGCAGAAUGGCGCUUCUAUACAAAGACCUCCCGAUCAUAUCGUCGAGCAAGAAUUCAUGAAUCUCAUGGUUAAGAGAGGUUGGAAGAGUCUGCCUGAGCAGGCUCGCCGGCAGAUGGAGGCAUAUAAGAUUGAUAAGAAGUGGACAUUGGUAUACCAAGAUAAACUUGCUGAGCUGAAGCACGAAGAAAGAAAACGCCAGACAUACCGCAAUACAUACGUAGGCACUAGUGGUGCAAAUCCCGAUAUAUUAGCAAGGGCCGAGGAGGAAGGCUCCCCCGAGUGGUAUGUGAAGAAGGUCAUGGACAAUUCCAUCACUCUCAAGCAAAUGUCGAGUCUGGAAAUCAGUCUUCGAACCCAGCCAAUUGCCUGGGUGAGAGGCUUCAUCGAGGCACAGGGGCAGAUUGCCCUCACAAAUGUCUUAACAAAGAUCAACCGCAGGAAGGGACAGGGUCCAGCUCCGCCGCCAAAUGCUAUGCCAUCGCGAGAGAAUGACAUGGAAAGAGAGUACGAAAUCAUCAAGUGUUUGAAAGCUUUGAUGAACAACAAGUACGGAGCCGACAACGCACUGGCGCAUCCUUCCAUCAUUCAGGCGCUUGCAAGCUCGCUCAUUUCCUCCCGGAUAAAUACGAGGAAACUGACUUCUGAUGUGUUGACCUUCCUUUGCCACUGGGGGGAGGGUGCGGGCCACGAGAAGGUGUUGCAGGCUCUCGACACACUCAAAGCUCAAUAUGGAGAAAACGGCCGGUUCGAUGCUUGGAUGCGUGUUGUCGAGGUCACAGUCGACGGCCGCGGCAAGAUGGGCUCCAUGGUGGGAGCGUCAGACGAAGUUCGAAGCGGAGGUAUCGGCGUGGAGAACCUGCUAAUGGAAUACGCCAUUGCAUCCCUUUUCCUCAUCAACAUGGUUGUAGAUGCCCCUCGCGAUCUCCCGUUGAGAAUGCACAUCCGAGCACAAUUUACAGGAUGUGGCAUCAAGCGUAUUUUCCAGAAGAUGGAGGGCUUCCAGUACGAAGUCAUUGACAAGCAAAUCGAACGGUACCUGAACAACGAAGCCAUUGACUAUGAAGAUUAUCUGGAGCGGGAGAACAGCUCGAUGACAGAGGGCGUGGAAAGCGAGGUCAAAGAUCUCAACGAUCCCAUCCAGAUUGCAGAUGCCAUCUCUAACAAGCUCAACAAUACCCGGGCCCAGGAUUACUUCGUCUCUGCCAUGCAACAUCUGCUUAUCGUUCGGGAUACUGAAGGCGAAGAUCGACUCAAGAUGUUUCAGCUCGUGGAUUCUAUGCUCAGUUAUGUCGCUAUGGACCGUCGGUUACCGGACAUGGAUCUCAAGCAAAGUUUGAAUUUUACGGUCCAGUCACUGCUCGACAAGCUCUACACUGAUGGAGAAGCACGUCAAGUUCGAGAUGAAGCGAUUGAAUCCAGGCAGAUUGCCGACUCAGCCAUUGCCGAACGAGAUGAAAUGAAAGCUCAACUUGCGCUGGGUGCAGAUGGCCUAGUUCAGAAACUCCAGAAACAACUCGCAGAGCAAGAGAACAUCAUUGCGGUCCGUAGCAGGCAAAUCGAUCAGAUGAAGUCCGAGUUGGCCGAAAUUCAGAGGAUACGAGCCCAGGAACUGCAACGAAACGAACUGGAAACGCGUGAGUUGUAUCUGAUGCUGAGGGAUGCUCAAGACGUUGCUGCAUCUGCUGCAAAGAAAGGUGGCAAGGAGGGUCUCGGCGCCACAGAUCCUACACAAAUGCAAGGCAUUCUGGAUCGCGAAAACCUCAUGAGCCGACUGGAAGUUCAAUUGCAAAGAGCUAAGACGCAAGCAACUCUCGAGGGCCGUAACCUUAACCAGGUCCAGCCAAGUGAGAAACUCAGAGAACUUCGGGAGAAGAUGGAUGGCAAUAUGGGUCCGGGACCAGAACAAUUCAGCGGAGUCGACCCCAACUCGCUCGGAACGUCACGAGCCAAGAGUGGCAUCGUUCGAAGAAAACCUGUCGGAGGCGAUGCCACCGAGAACGAAGACGAGUCGAUGCUCGAUAUUCCGGAAGACGAUGAGAACGACGAUGAUGAGGCUAUCAUCGAGAAGCCCAGGCUCAUACAAAUGCACAAGCCCACCAAAGUCCCAGGACGACCACCCACGGAUCUUGUGGACGAACUCAACGCCAAAGUCAAGCCUCUCAACCCAGACGAAGCCAGCGAAGUGUCUACUAAUGAUGAAUCCACAUCUGCCGCUCCUCCUCCACCUCCUCCCCCACCGCCGCCUCCAGGUCAACUUGGAUUCCCUGCUAAUAUUCCCCCGCCGCCGCCUAUGCCCGGCACUAAUGCUAAUGGUCCACCUCCUCCACCUCCGCCUCCACCACCUCCUGGUCAGCUUGGAUUUCCUGCUGCUCCUGGCAUACCUCCGCCUCCUCCCAUGCCUGGGAUGGCUCCUGGAAUUCCUCCGCCUCCUCCCAUGCCUGGGAUGGCUCCCGGAAUUCCUCCACCGCCUCCAAUGCCUGGUCAAAUGGAUGGCAGCAUGCCACCUCCGCCACCUCCCCCAAUGCCGGGUGCUAAGGGCCCCCGAUUCCUGCCCAAGGCUGGUCUCCCUGGAACUACAACAACGAAUAUGAGUGGCCCUCGCCCGAAGAAAAAGCUCAAAGCUCUUCACUGGGACAAGGUCGACUCACCUUCCACUACCGUCUGGGCCGCUCACGGUGCCACCUCCGAAGAAAAGGAAGAAAAAUACCGCGAACUUUCGAAGAAGGGUGUUUUGGACGAGGUCGAGAAGCUGUUCAUGGCCAAGGAAAUCAAAGCCAUCGGCAAGAAGGCCUCCAAGAAGAACGAGAAGAAGCAAAUUAUCUCGAGAGAUCUCAUGCAAACUUUCCAAAUCAGUAUGGCCAAACACUCUGCGCUUUCUGCUGAAGAAGUCGUCCGCAUGAUCAUCCACUGUGACGACAAAAUUCUGGACGAUCCGGUUGUCGUGGAAUUUCUGCAGAAGAACGACCUUUGUGAUAUUCCGGACAAUGUCGCCAAGCUUAUGGCACCCUACUCCAAGGACUGGACUGGCCCGAACGCCGCCGAAAGCAAGAGAGAACAAGAUCCAAAUGAGCUCACGAGAGAAGAUCAGAUCUAUCUGUACACAGCCUACGAACUGCACCACUACUGGAGGGGCCGCAUGAGGGCGUUGUCUCUCACUCGAACGUACGAGCAGGAAUACGAUGAGAUAUCUAACAAGCUGCUCGAGAUCACACGUGUAUCAGACAGUCUGCGAAGCUCCACCAGUUUGAUCUCGGUCUUGGGUCUCAUUCUCGAUAUUGGUAACUUCAUGAACGACGCCAACAAGCAAGCGACCGGUUUCAAGCUAUCAACCCUCUCUCGAUUGGGCAUGCUGAAGGAUGACAAGAACGAGUCAACUUUUGCUGACCUUGUCGAGCGAAUCGUGAGACAGCAAUACCCUGGCUGGGAAGGAUUCACCGAUGAGAUUGGUGGUGUUAUAACUGCCCAGAAGAUCAACGUCGAGCAGCUCCAGACCGAUGCUAAGAAGUACAUUGACAACAUCAAGAACGUUCAAAUGUCGCUCGACGCUGGAAAUCUCUCCGACCCCACCAAGUUCCACCCCGAGGACAAGGUCGCUAUCAUUGUUCAGAGGAGUAUGAAGGAGGCAAGACGAAAAGCAGAGCAACUUCAAGUGUUCCUGGAAGAUAUGCAGAAGCAGUAUGCAGACAUUAUCGCAUUCUACGGAGAAGACCCACAAGACGAAAGCUCACGCCGCGAUUUCUUCGCAAAACUGGCCAACUUCGUCAUGGAGUGGAAGCGAUCCAGGGAAAAGAACAUUGCCCUCGAAGAACAACACCGACGCAACGAAGCGUCCAUCCGCAACAAGCAGCGCCUCAACCCUCUAUCUCCGUCAGCGCUCGCGGGCGAUGCUGGGCCUCGCUCCCCAGUCAGCACCGAAGCCAUCGACGACCUCCUCAAGAAACUUCGCGACGCGAAACCCGAAGCAAAAGACAAACGCGAAACUCGCCGGCGCGCUCUCCUCAAAGACCGCCACCGCGUCCGUGUCGCGUCAGGGCAAAAGAUGCCCGAACUCGGCAUCAACGUCAACGAAGGUGAAACAGGCGGCGAAGGCAGUUCCGACGCCAAAAACAUCCUCAGCCCUACAAGCGAGGGCAGCGAAAGCGUCGACGGCAGCUCCGUUGCCUCACCCACCAGCAACACCGACGUCGCGGACCGCGCAGCCGCCAUGCUCGAAGGCCUCCAGGGCGGCGUCUCCGCCGUACCCAAGGACAGCAGUAACCUCGCGAUGCGCCGUCGUCGCGACAACGCCGAAGCUAUGCGCGAGAACACGCGGCGGCGUAGACGACAAGCGGGUGGUAGCACAGUCAGCAACGCAAGUACCGCGCGCAGCGAUGACGGUGGGCUCAUGAGCCCUUCUACUAUUCCUGAAGGCCUGAUUUCUGGAGCUGGUGCUGGAGAACGAAGAGGUAGUAUCUUAUCUGGUGGCGGUGAAGGUGUAGACGAUGCAGAUAAUAAUGAUGGUGGGGCUGUUACGAAGACUACGUCGGGGGAUGGGAGCACGACGCCCAUCACGAUUGUGAGUCCGCCGAGUCCGGAGCAGGUUAGGAAACCCAGGAACGGUGAGGCUGGUGACGGAGAUGAGGACGAAGGAUAGAUGGGGGGUUAUGGUUCUUGGGUUGUCAUGUAGAGGGGUUUUUUCUUUUACUUUUUCUUCUUCCUUUUUAUUUUUCUUGCUGUGUGAUCGUUCUUGGUUCGGGGGGUCAGGGAGAAGAAAUGGAAAGAAAAAGUAAAGAAGGGCGUUUUCCUCUUUUUAUUUUCUGUCUUCAAUUCUUCUUUUGAGAUUCUUCAUUCCUCUGGUUUUCCGCGUGUGGUGUGUAUGU